AUGAAUUUACUAAAAAUACUGGAUGCCAAGCCGGAGCCGACCAUUGCAGACGAGCACUUCAACGUGAACGAGGAGUACCAGCUGUCCAAUGACUACAAAAUACCGACCCCGAUGAGCGACUUCCAAAAAGAGCUCACAGACCAGAUCGUGUCCCUCCACUACAGUGACAUACUCAAAUUCUUUGAACGGGUCGAUGACACUCGAGAAAACGACCGCGUCGUGCUGGAUUCCUUGGAAACAAUGCUGCUGAAUACACAGCUGGUCUGCUCGCAUCCAUAUCUUCUGAUCGACCACUAUUUCCCCAAAAGUCUUACUGCAAGAGAUAUACCCAAACGACUCUCAGAGACGAGCUGCAAAUUCAAGAUCCUGAGCGAUCUGCUUAAUCUUCUAGAUGGCAUCUACAACGUAAAAGAGAAAUCUAGUUUUGACGUCGCUAUCAUUGCAAGACCGGGGAAGACACUGGAUUUGAUCGACGCGCUCUGUCUAGGCCACAAAUGCAAUUUUAAGCGGUACUCUGGAACAAAGCUCAAGGAAGUGUCCGGAUCAAACAGGAAACACGUCAAUCUCAAUGUGCAUUUGUUCCCCUCUGACAUGAAGAAUCUCACGGCCGAGCCAACCACCAGAAUGAAAAUCAUCAUCUCGUUCGAUAUCAGCUGCUCUCUGGACCACGACAAGGUUCUAAAACUCAGAAACCGAAGCACAAGAGUCUUGCGCUUGGUGCCGAUCAACUCGAUAGAACAUAUUGCGCUUUACUACCAUGAUUUAGUGGCCACCAGGAAUUACAACGACUAUUUGAAGCCGGUCACAGCAGCUUUGGUGGUUUUGAGAGACAGGGUGGGACAGCUGCCUUCGGAGCUGCGUCCCAUUUACAACAAGAACCUGGAGUUCCUUACUAACUGGCUGCGCGAUCCAGAGGUGAAUAGGUGGCCGCUUAUGGACAUGACGUCCAUCCCAAUGUAUACCGCCAGCGACGUCGAGAAGUCGCUUUUGACCGAAGUGAAGUUUAACUUCGAUAAUGAUGACUUUCUGAAAGAAGAGGAAACUAAAGACAACGAUCUGAAUUUGAACUUCAACUUUAACGGGAAGACACAGAUGAUAGGACACAUCAUCCAGCCUCGAUUCAAAAGCAAGAACAACAAGAAAACGGACUUUUACGAGUCGAAACGUCUGGAGAAGAAGUAUCUCUCAAAUGAGCUCAACGCAGACAAUAAGCGAGUUACUGGCAUAUCAAAGGAAAUUGCAAUGGACCAGAUAUUGACCCAUACGCUGAUGUCUCAGUUCAACCAGAAACUCGAGGACUUUAUCUUGCUCAACAAAGAACUCGAGUCAUUUGAUCGCUUUUAUGAUGCCCACAACAACGGGAUGCGAGAGAUUUUGUCGACGAAUCAGCAAAUAACGACUGACUUAGCGGCACAGGAACGGCUGAGCAACGAGUGCAGCCAGAAGGUUACUGAGUUGAACGAGCAGAUCAGCAAAUUGAAAGAUUCAGUCAUAGAAAAGCAAACCGAAAUUGACAAAAUCAUAUCGGAAGAACUCCCAAAGGCAGAAGGUGCACAAAAGUGGCUGAUGGCUGAUAUACAGAUUCAACGCCUGAAGGAGGAGAUAGAAAAAGUGCGCUCGAAGGUUGAUUCCGCUGGCUCCGAACGCAAGUAUAUGCUUAUUGAGCGCGAUCGAGCAACACAGUCGAUGGAAGAUUCUGUGCGGGAGACGGAGGAGAAACAGAAACAGAUAGACGAGCUGAGGCAGAAAAUAGAGGCUCUCAAAUUAGAAAGCGACGACGAUAAGUUGCAGGAACUGGAAGAGUCAAGAAAUGUCUACGAAAAGACGCUGGAGACUAACGAGAACCUGAAGGCAGCGAUGGAGACCGCAUUCCGAAAAGUGACCGACUCUGAGAGCAGGUCGCGCUAUGUAAACUACUCUAGAAACGGGCUGCUUUCCAAGCGAAAUGCCAGUCCCACUGUGUAA
Messenger RNA from Ogataea angusta, 1965 nucleotides. RefSeq lists its product as uncharacterized. Bases 1 to 1965 code for a protein of 654 amino acids. The record is from RefSeq and is a predicted model, not a curated record. Lineage: Eukaryota; Fungi; Ascomycota; Pichiomycetes; Pichiales; Pichiaceae. Gene Ontology annotation, cellular component: nucleus; HDA1 complex. The transcript has a single exon.